This is a messenger RNA of Eriocheir sinensis (Chinese mitten crab), 3192 nucleotides long. RefSeq names its product cytochrome P450 3A11-like. The transcript is spliced from 7 exons. The record is from RefSeq and is a predicted model, not a curated record. Lineage: Eukaryota; Metazoa; Arthropoda; Malacostraca; Decapoda; Varunidae. Gene Ontology annotation, molecular function: oxidoreductase activity, acting on paired donors, with incorporation or reduction of molecular oxygen; heme binding; monooxygenase activity. Bases 132 to 1640 code for a protein of 502 amino acids.
UCUCUCUCUCUCUCUCUCUCUCUCUCUCUCUCUCUCUCUCUCUCUCUCUCUCUCUGUAUAUAUCUGGCCUUCCUCAGUCUCUCGUCAGAAUUCGUUGUGCAAGGUUGUCUCCUCAGCUGAUAUCCCCAGUGAUGAUGUGGUUGGAGCUGGUGGCGGUGGUGGUGGUGGUGGUGGCCGCGGUGUGGGCCUACAACAAGCACAAGUUCAGGUACUGGGAGGCCCGCGGCGUGCCCUCAGCUCCCUCGCCUGCCCUCCUGAUGGGCCACCUACACAAGCUCGUCAGCAAAGAGAAGCAUAGUUGGAUAUACAUUGAUGAGCUGUACCGGAAGCACGGCGCCGACAAAAUGAUGGGCUAUUUCGAACUUCUGUCACCUCGCCUGAUGGUGGGUGACCUCGAGCUGCUGAAGGGCGUGCUGGUGAGGGACUUCGACCACUUCGUUGACCGCCGCACCGUCAAAUUCACCACAGAACAAGACAAGAUCUACAACGAGAUCCUGACCAUGACCACAGGCGACCACUGGAAGGGGAUCAGGUCCGUUCUGUCGCCCUCCUUCACCUCGGGACGGCUCAAGAACAUGUUCCCGCUGGUUGAGGAGAAAGCCGACGCGUUGGUCUCUCACAUACACCGCCAGAUCAAAACAGAGCCGUCGGUGAAGCUGAAAGAGACCUUCGGACUGUACGCUCUGGAAGUGAUUUCGUCCUGCGCCUUCGGCAUGGAGACCAACACGCUCUCUGACGGCAGCUCGGUCUUCAACGAUAAAGUUCAGAAAAUGACCACGUCGUCAUUGUGGGCCUUGAUCAAGUGUUUUUUCUUUCUUAUCUUUCCUUGGGUGUUCAGAAUGCUGAAGAUUAAUAUGUCGAAUCCGGAGACGGUAUUCUUCCAGCGCGUGGUGGAGGAGACCAUCAGGAAGCGGGAGGAGGGCGGCGCGCGGGGAGACUUCCUGGAUCUGAUGAUGGAGGCACGCCGGGAGCAGAGAGACCCCAGCGCCAAGACGCCCAAGUACGCCCUGGAGAACAAGACGGUGGUGGCCAACUCGCUGCUGUUCAUCCUGGCCGGCUACGACACCACCACCACCACCCUCUCCUUCGUGGCGUUCCACCUGGCCAGGCACAAGACCUACCAGGACCAGGUGAGGCAGGAACUGCUCGCCCUCGUCAAGGAGCACGGGACGCUCACCUACCAGGGCGUGAUGGAGGCGCGGAUGCUGGACGCCGUCAUCUCAGAGAGUCUUCGUAUGAACCCUCCGGCUUCAGCCACCGAACGUGUGUGUACCAAAGAAUACAGGAUCCCGAACAGUAACGUCACCCUGCCGGUCGGGGCCUUGGUGGCCGUGCCCUUCUGGUCCCUGCACCACGACCCGCGGUACUGGGAGCAGCCCGGCAGCUUCAUCCCCGAGCGGUUCCUUCCCGAGAACAAGGACAAGAUAGUCUACGGAACCUACAUGCCCUUCGGACUCGGCCCCAGGAACUGCAUUGGCAUGCGGUUCGCCCUCAUGGAAGUCAAGCUCGCCCUCGCCAAGCUCCUCCUCUCCUUCGAGCUGUCGUGCGUACCUGGCGAAGGUGAGAUCAGGUAUGACCCCGCGCCCGGCCUGAUGAAGCUUGUAGCCGACACCAGACUCACCUUCACACCUGUGGCCUGAUGAGGAGCACAGGUACACCGGGAGGAACGGAAAGGGAAAGUGACUGAGUGGAGGGAAAGACAGAAGUGAGGAAAAACAUAAAACAAGAACAUCAAAAAAGUAUGAGAAGAAGAGGAAAGGGAGGAAUGGAGGUAAAGGAAGAGGAAAGCAUGAGAUGAAUGAGGAAGUAGAAAUGAGAUAGAAAUUAGGUGAAUGAAGAGGGUAGAAGAAGGGAGGAAGAGGAAGGAAAGGAAGGAAUAAAGUGAAAUUAAAAAUAAAGAAAAAGAACAAAACAAGAGAAGUAAAAGAGAAGAAAGGAAGGAAAAGUAAAGAAAAUGAAGAAACACAAGAGGAAGAAAAUGGAGGAAUAGAGAAAUAAGGUAGAAGAGAUAAAAAGAGAAGGAAGGAAGAAUAUAAGGGUUAAUUAGAAAAGGGAUCAGGGAGCAAGGGGCGCAGACAGGUAUGGGAAAGGUAAACAGGUGUAAUGAGACGUUGAUUGGGAAGGUGUGGAGGAGGUAUGUGGACAGGUGUGUAGACAGGUGUGUGGGGGAGAGCAUUAGAAGGAAACAGGUGUGACAUGUGUGGAAAUGGAAGGUAAAUAAAGGCAAAUAGACAGUCGGAAAUAUAGAUAGACAGAAACAAACAUACAAAUCAAAUAGACAGAUUUUUUUUUUAUUACAGCAAAGGAGUUCGUUCAAGGGCAUAAAAAAGGAAACUAAUGAAAAAAAAAAAGCCCGCUACUAACUCCUCCCAAAAAGAGUUAGAGGAAUGGCCGAAAGAUAGGUCAAUUUAGGGGUUACCAGAGAGACAGACAGACACAAACAGAUAGACAGAUAGGAAGACAGAUAGACAAACAAACAAUCGUGAUACAGACAGAUUAUUUAAAGACAGACAGACAGAUAAAUACUUAUAUAAAUAGAAAAAGUUGACGAUUGGAUAAACAGACAAGACAGACAAAAGAAUGGUCAUAUAGACAGACAGACAGACAGACGUGCACAGAAAGACAGAUAUAGAGUCAGACAGAGAAACAGACAGACAGGCAGAUUCAUAGACAUACAUAUAAACUGACAGAAAAAAUUAUAUACAGACAAACAGACAUACAGACAGACAGACAUAAACGAACAAGCAGAAAAGCCAUGCAGUAAAAUCUUUGAACACAAAAUUAUAAGUAGUCGAUAGCAGGAGUCUGUGAUAGUAGUAGUAGUAGUAGUAGUAGUAGUAGUAGAAGUAGUAGUGUGUUAGUGAUAGGGAGAAAGGGGGAUUAGGAGAGACAACUAGGAAGAGAAAUAUAGAAGAAAAUAGAAGAGGAGAAAAGAAGGAUAAAGAUGAAAAAAAGGAAAAUGAGGAGAAGAACCAGGAGGGGAAACAAAGAAGACUAAGGAUUGGCUGAUUGAAAAGUGAAGAAGGAAAGAAUAAAAGGGAAAAUUUUCUGCCCCGAGUGAAAUAAUGAAAGAAAAACUACCAAAAACAACAACUCAAUAGCAAAGAAAUGAAAAUUAGAAUAUCUGUCAGUCAAUAAGUAAAUUUAACAAAAUGUGAAUGAAUAAAGAAUAAAUGUAAGUGAAAUAUAUAA